Pocillopora meandrina is the source of this 13468-nucleotide messenger RNA. Lineage: Eukaryota; Metazoa; Cnidaria; Anthozoa; Scleractinia; Pocilloporidae. The record is from the annotation of a GenBank genome assembly.
CCUAAUUUGCGAGCCCUGUAUCAUCAGAGGCUUAAAAAUGGCUUCUAAUUUCCUUCCAAGCGUGGAACCAGACACAGGCAAUUGCAAGCUGCAUAACGUGUAUGACAUACAGAGCUGUGUUCUGGCUGGAAUCAGCGUUUUGUUGGGAACAGCUGUCUGUUUUUACGGUGAGAAACUUACUGUUUAUAGAUGAGGAGACUUGGAAUCUUCUUUUUUUCGUAUUUAGUGUAAUUUCGACCGAAAACUGAACUCAGCUAUCGUUUAUAUAUAACAACUACCUGUACGAUACCCUCAGAUAACUUAUUAUGUGCUUAAUUACGCCAUGGAAAAUUAAUUGGAAACCACAUGGCUAUAAAAUAAAAACUCAGUUAUGCUACAGAAAUUUGAGUCUUACAAUCUUUUUUACGGUUUCGUGCCUUAGUAACUCGAAUAAUUGUUUCAAUUUUAUCGCUUUGGUGUCUCUGCGCGCACACAAAUAUGGCGGCCAUAAACAAAUUGCUGACCGUUAGUGGGGGCUCAAAGGAUCUUACGUGCUGAGAGUAAAACUUUGGUAAAGGUGUGGGCGGUUAGUAAAGGAAACCUGGUGAGAAGGAAAUGGUCUCUUCAUCUUCGCAACGGACUUUCUUCUUACCCAAAUUCCUCCCCUCUCCUCCCCCCACACACACACAUAGGUCCUCACAGCAAGACGAAAAAACCAACAGAGUUACAUAUUCGCAAGGUUGAGAGAAUGCUUAUGCAACAGUCUUAAGUAAGCAUAUGUACCAGUUCCAUGUAAACUUGCAAUACUUUUUGACAUGGCCCUCUUUCUAUGGAAAGUGUCGAGUUGCUUUAUCCAUUCAGUGGUUUUAUUCAGAGAUAAUUUUAAAGAGCACUUUGUAGAUACAGUAUCAAUUUUUUGUUAUCCAGCAAAAAGAUACUGAUAAUAUAUGGAUAUUGCUCUGGUACUAUAUGAUUAAAAAUUGUAAACUAAUUUACAAGGAAAUAUAGCUCAAGUAACUGUAUAUUGAAUGAUUUCUAUUAAUUCAAAUCUUGGAAGGUAAUAGGUAAGUAUUACUCAAAUCUUGCUUUAAGCUUGUAACAAGUCAGCAAACUAUAAUAGAGGGGGUUCUUUUAAUAUGCACAAGCAAAUCCAAUUAUUCACAUUUUUCAUAGGAUAUCGUUUAUUCAAACUUGUUCUGUUCCUUGUUGGAUUUCUGGUGGUAUUUUGCUUCACUUAUGUGUUGUGUCAAGAAUAUCUCACUGAGAAGCUGUCUGGAAGAUCUUUUGAGUAUAGACAUCAGGUAUGUUGAUAAAUUUAUCAUGACUAGUCUUUUCAUACUAAUCCCACUCAAGCAGAUCAUUAUGCAGUGAUUUUUUAAUUUGUUAUCCCAGUUAUCCUCUUUGAGACCCUGAUAUUCAGCCAAACUCUUCAGUUAUCUCAGUCUUUUAAAGAUGCUGUUGGUCAUUCCAUGAAUGCAUUUCCUGCUCUCUUUCUGUGCUUCAGUUCUGUUUUAGUGUGUGUUUUUGUGUUGUAGUUUUUUUAUUUUUUUUCCUGAGAGUUCUUAGUGUUGAGAAGCUAGUGUAUCUUAGCCAGCCACUGUGUUUCAGGUCUCAAACUUGUGUAGCUGUUGGUUUUGUUUGGGCUUUAUAGUAAUGAUUGGGAGAAGUGUAAAAGAUAGAAAGAUUGAUGAACAGCCACAAGCCUAGCUUUCUAUAAACCAGGCUGAUUAUUAGAAUAAGGGUUUAGAGGAUAGAAUUAAAACUGUCUUUGUAUGUUGUUGAAGGUUUGGGAUGAAAAAAUGUAGGGAGGUAAAAAGGACCUAAAUUGGAAAAAAUCAGCCAAGAGGAAAGAAACUGAUAUUAUCAGUAGGAAAAAUGAAAAGGCACAAGGAUUGUCCUACAUAACAUUUUUCAAAAUUAUUGAAAGAGUUUAUAAUAAUAUUGUAUUUGAAAAAGUAAAGGCAUUUUGCAGAUUUUGAUCUAUGGGAAUUGUUAUUUCCUUUGUACUGGUAUUUUAAUUUUGAAUUUCAAAGAUGCUUGAGUGUUAAUAUACUUAUAGAAGCUCACUCAUUGGUAACAGUUUACUUGGGUUUACCAAUUGGUAAGUUUAAAAUCUGAUCAUCUCAUUCUUGUUGCAGAUAUUCCUUGGUAUCUCUGCUGCAGUUGGUCUUAUUGCUGGAUUGCUGACAGUUUGUAUUUUCUAUGUUGGAUUAUUUGCUCUUGGUACGUGAUUGACCUUUUGUUUAAAACAUCUUAUUACGAUCUUGUUUUUGAUGUUUAUAAAUUUGUUUAAAUAUAUUCUGCUCUCAUAUGUUCAGGUGCGACCAUGGGAUGGUUUGUAGGCCUGGCAUUUCUCCCUCUUCUCUACAAGCAUUCAGAAUACCUGUCUGAACACAACUGGCUGCCUUACAUCAUUCUCUGUGCAUUUGCCAUAGCAGGAGGAAUUCUUAUUCUCUGUAUACAGAAGGUAACCUUUGUUCUGAGAUAUUAAGCUAGCUAAGUAUUUCCAAAUUCUCCAGGUUAUGUUUCAUUUUAGACAGUAGCUGUAGCAGAGGUAAUUAAAGUAACUGUGGGAUCCCAUGUAAACUUAAUUUGGCAUCGCAAUGGUCUGUUAUAUGUAAAAUCACCACUGCACUAAGGUUUGAAGAUCACCCUGUAUUGUAUGUGCCUCACUCCACCCAGGAGCAUACAUAGAUAGCAGGAAACUGACAGGGGAGCCUGAUGAAAUGUUAAGGAAGGGGUAGUUACCCUGCAAUGAAGCAGCAUCCCAUCUAGAGGUAGUAAUAAUACUCCUGGUCACUCCAUGCAACAGAAACCAGGAUAAGGUCGGGUCUGACAAGCCCUUUAGCUCAACUGCUGACUCCACCUUUCAUGUGCUAUUCUUGAUGGAUAUGGGACACCCUGUUGACCAAGUUGGUCCCUGAAUUUGCAUUUUAAAUAACAUUUUUCCUUCCAUGAAGAAACAUGUUAGAUUUUUUGUAUUAUAGCACCAUGAAUGAGAUAUUGACCAAUCAAUUAUGAUUAUUAUUGUGGUUUUAAGGUAAUAAUUGUCAUCUCUACAUCCUUCUCUGGAGCCUUUUGGUGUGUCAAUGGUAUUGAUUACUAUGUGGAAAAUGGCAGAGUGCUGUACUACUCAAUCAGUGUUUUGCAUGGUAAGUGAAGAGUUAAUAUGAGUAUAAAUUACAAGAGGUUUUUUUUUUCAUGCACCUCCUCCAAGUUCCUGGUCAUAUUGCAUAGUACACAGCACAUUAAUUUCUGAUAGAAGUAGAAGAUGAAAAAGUGGUCCUUUCCUAGUAUUGCCUGCCAUACAGGAAUUUGUAAGAAUUAACUUUAAGGGAAUAAAGCCCAAAUAACAGAUGUAUUUACUGGCUAUUUUACAAGGAUGUCUCCAUGAAUUGAACUCUUUGACUAUACCAUAUAAGAAUCAUUUUCCAGGUCAAGAUCAUUUUCAAGAAAUUUCAUCCAUGAAAGGCUUUCAAGAAGCCUUUUCAUUAAAUUUUCUUCUAUCAUAACAGAGUGUAGGAUGUGCAUCUUGGGCAGAGAAGGAGAAAAAAUUAUAUUUGCAGAAAUGUGUAAAUACAGAGAAUUUCUCCUUGUGUUCAUGGUACUGAUAAUCAACUUUUCCAGUGUUCUGUUGUUUCAUGUCAUGCUGAGGUUGUCCUUUAUUUUGUAGGUCAUUACACAAAGUCUGCCUUGCCUCACUGCUGGUAUACCUGGGUGGUGUUAGGUCUUAUCCCAGUCAUGUUCAUUGCUGGGCUGGUGGUGCAAUUUUGUAAGACUGCAAAGAACAGUGAUCAUAGAGAAGGUAAGAAUGGCUGAAUAAUAAAGCUUCUGUGGAUAAACAUGCUUUUAGCAUUAUUAGAAGAAGAUGAAGAAGAAGAAGAACAGCAAUGAUUUAUCUAAUUUUUGUUAUCAUCAUUAAAAAAUGUAGUACAAUUUACAGUAUUGUGUCGUGGAGGGUGUCAGUACCUAUUUUGUAUUAUAUGAAAAAAUUAGUAAUAUGGGUUGGUUCAAUAAUUGAGGUUUAGUUAUUCUUAUAAUCACUGUGUUUCAGGCUGCAUGUAGCAGAUUGAGAAGUGUAAUGUAUUUUUUUUAUUGUGGAUUGUGUCUAUUUUAAGUGUGAAUGUUGUGUUGUAAGUAAGAACUUUUUGCUUUUGUGGAUAUCUCUUGGUUUUAUGAAGCAAAACAUUAAAUGAGGUCAUGGCUAAACAGCUUGGUAAUUAGCCAGUUGUUCAGAAAACAGAUGAUGUUAUCUAAUGGAGAAAUGGCUUUCCAGUGGAUAAGAGUUAACAAAACGUUCUUAGCUAUCCACCAUUUAGAGAUUUAUCAGGUAAUGAUAAGGUAAUUCACCCUUUGGACAGUAGGGGCCUGAUGGAUAAACAAAUUGCUAGCCAGUGAAAAGGAUAAAACCCUGGUUGUUCUCUGACUUCUUGAACUUUCUAUUACUGCUAGUGUUUAGACUUAUUGUUGUUGUUGUUUUUUUAACUGCAAUAAAGCUUCUCACUUGAAAUACUACUAUAACCAAUUUUAUUUAUGAUUACCCCUUAAAUCCUUUGCUGAUUUUGCUAUUGUAUUAAACAGCUUAUGGCAGGAGUUCAAGGAAUCUUUACACAGCAACUCCCAUGCAGGAUUUCUCGGACCAGGUAUAUUUUAUUCCACUGUAAAUGGCUUGAGCCUGUGAGUUGCUUUUGAUCGCGAAUUGUCUGGUGAGGGUAGUUAAUCUAAACAUUGUUGCCAAUGACAGGAACUGAUGAUUUCAAAACUGGAGCAGUCUUUAUCAUAGGUUUAUGCUAUGAUGAAUUUUGUCACAUUGUCACUUCUAAAAGUAAUUUCCAAGACCACACUUGCUUGAACAAUCAUAUAACCAGGUACUACUUUGUUGUCCACAGAGGAAGCCAAGUCUGAUAUAUCCUGAGUUUUUGAAACCUUGGGUUCAUAGCAUUGACAAAUGCACAUCACAUGAUUUUAUCCAUAUGUGCUUAUUUUAAAUCUGUGUAAAGAAAGUUGUAAUUAUUUAUCAUUCAAUUGUCUUAUUGACACUUGUCUUGUAUCUGUAGUACCUUUCAAGGGGACAGUGCUAUUCAAGAUAUUCUCUCAGCUGGACCUUGCUACAGCAACUUCAGUUGAACAUAACUUGCCACCCCCAGACUAAUUAUAUUUUGAUUGAUUUGGUUUUAAGUUUUUAUGAGGGUUGCAUCUGAUAAUUUAUUGGGCAAUUCUUGAUUGACAUUCUGCAUCUUUCUUUUCACCAGCGGCCCAUUAUGACAGACUAUGAUUAAACAGUACUCAAGAGUCAAAGGACUGCAAGAAUUCUUAGUUGUAGAAUCCUUUAUUUUCACUAUCAUGGUGAGAAUAUGUCAGGUGUCCCUCUUAUUGAUCUAGUACACCCUGAACAGGUCAUCAUGAUAAUUCAAGUGUUUCUAUCCUUAUAAGAGUGCUCUGCACAGGGAGUUGUAUUGUUUUUAAGUGAACAUUUGACUACCACUCUGUCAUGUUGUUUUAAAAUUAACUUUUAAGAGCUUUUUCUCAGGAGCAACUAAGAUGCCAUGUUUUAUGAUAGCAUUGCAUUUUCAAGGAAAAUUUAGUAGUCUGAUUGUUCUGGGAAAAGAAUCUCUAUAAUUUUAAAAUUAUUAGUAGGUUGGUAGCAACUUUUCUUUUGUCCACUUAAAACCUGCUUGUUGCAGAGAAUUGAAUUUUUGGACUCAAUUGUAAAAUAACCAUCUUGAUCAGAUCAUUGUGAACAACCCUCACCAGUUGUUAGAUGCUCCCAAAAAAUUUGGAGAUUUCUGUGCAUGUUUUUUUUUAAUUUCUGAAACACUAGAAGUGCACUUACAUCCAUGUUUUUUGUAUCAUAAAAAUCCUAACCAUAGGAAUGGGAUGAAAGAAAGGCUAACCUCCUAACACCUUCUAGGGAGAAGAGGAACAUGUGGAUUUCCUUUUCUGUCAUAGAACCAUGACAAUUUGAAAAAAACAAGAUGGUUUUAGGGUUUCUUGUCUUGUGGUUUAACGGAGGGUAAGUCAAUUCUGAAAUUAAUCUUGGUGAGAAAUAUUUCAGUGCCUUGAUUUUGGUCUUGAGGUAUAUGGAUGGUCCUCAGGGCCAGUGCCAGUGCCAGUGCCAGAUCUUGCAGUGGAUAAAUUUACCUUUUUUUGGUUUCUGGAAACUAAACCCUUUAACUUCUAAGAUCUGAUUUUUAAUUCUUCUCUCUAGCUUCUACACAUUUCCUUGUUAAAUAAUGAAGAGAAUUCAGUGUUAGGUGAAGUUAACAACUUUUACCUGAUAAGUUUGUGUAUUCUCAUUACCUGUUUGCUGGAUAAUAUACAGAUAUUUUUAUGGAGAAGUUACAUGUUAAUCACUUCUGGGAGUCAAAAGGUUAAUGUGAGGUUUGUCAGAAAUAGGUUUAAACGAAUACUUUCAUUUUCAAAUAUUUUGGUUUUAAAAUUUGUAGAGAACGAUUUAUUUGCAUUGUUAGUUUGUAAAUAGCGUUAUACUUAACAUUGUUGUUUACUAUUGUAGAAAAGAGAGAAAUUGUCAAAUAAAUUUGUAAAAACUGUUGUCAAAACACGCCAACCCACUUCUCUUUAUACUUUGGUAAGGUUCGUGUGAUUUAAAUUUCCUCAAUUAAUUACUCAUGGAGCAGUGAGAGUAAUAAUGACACUCAUUGGAGUCGGAAGAGGAGCAGCAGAAAUGUGUGCCUCAGGGCCAAACGUCUUUGUUUUACUCGAAUCCGUCGAGGUAUUAAAAAUUCAUUUAGUAGCAGACUAUUCUGUCUUUUCCUUUUUAACCCUUGAACCAGACACUGAUGACUGCAAGCUGUAUAAUUAUUAUGACGCGCAAAGCUGCAGUGUGGCUUCAAUCGGCAUUCUUUUAGGAUCGCUCAUUUGUUUCUUCGGUAAGUGACAUAGUAUUAGACAAGGGACAUUUUGGAACAAAUGUUAUGGCCAACAGUAUGAAACGAAAUGAAAACUUACCCACUGAAGUGUUCUAUCUGGUGGGUUGUGUCCUCGUGUACCGGUACACAAAGGAUCGAAACAUUAACGAACUGCGUCACAACUCCAUGUAUGGAUAUGAAAACAAUAAGAAUUCCCCCUUGUACUGGUACACCAGGACAGCCCCUAUCUGGUGUUACGCCGGUGGGAAAUUUGAUCCAUAGUUCGACCGCAAUGCAAACGUUGACAUCCAAACGAUACAAACUCUCCUAUCAUUGAUAGAAGAUGAACAUCAUGUUUCACGCGCACAUUCACGUGCUUCUGAGAGAUAUUGUCAGAGAGCUCCGUUCUGUGCUAGAAUUCCAAGGAAAUAUAGGUUCACCAUUGAGAAUCUGAGUACCAGCGAAUAUUGUCCCCAAGGGACAUAGACCCGAUCUCGGGACUUCCGUGACGUUGGUCUUCCCAAGAAGAGCAGUGCUACCUCCGGUCAUAUUCAUUUUACCGUACAUCCGAGCGCUUGCCCGAAUCCUUCAAGUUACAAAAUGCAUUUGGCAUCGGACUUUUUAGUCUCUUCCACUCCAACUCUGGAACCAGACGCUAAAGAUUGCGAGCUGCAUAAUUCUUACGACACUCAAAGCUGCAUUUUGGCUGCAAUAGCCAUUCUGCUGGGAUCACUCAUUUGCUUCUUUGGUAAGAGACAUUGGGUUACAUGGGAAACAUUGAAGAAUAAAAUUUCUAGGCCAUCCAGUUUGAGUUUAAACGAAAAGUUACCUAUAUUAGUGUUCUAAUUAACGGUACCGUUUGUUUAUAUUCCGAUGAGUUGCUCUGACACCCCUGUUUACCUGCUUUCGAAAUACAUCUUACCUACCAUAAGUGCAUGCAAAUUAUGAAUUUAUGAAGGUGAAAAACAGUUCAUUGCCUUGAAAACAAUAAAACUUUGACUAUUUCGAGAAUAGUCAGCAACAAUGUUAGGUAAAGUUUCCGUACAGCCCCAUACUAUUGUAAAACAAAUCUGUUUUCCCAAUGGAAAUGUAUUGUUUUUGUCAUUGUUUUCUCUAUUCAAGAACUGAAUGCAUAAUGUAGUAUGGGGCUGUGCGGAAAUUUUACCCAAUGUUACCAUAAACAAAUGUUGUCACACAAGCACAACAUUUAUUAUUCGAAUGAAUAAAUAUUAUAAAAUAAUUCAAAUAGUACGUGUGCUCUGAUUGGCCAUAAAACCAUUUUACAUGAGCGUAUGUAAACACAGUUUUUGUUCCUCUUCCAUUAGUUAUUUUAUAAAAGAAAUGUAAAAUGGUUUCCGUGUUUACAUAGCCUGAUGUAAACACUUGGGAGGUUGGGAGAACACUCAAUAAGCUGGAAACCACUCUGCUUUGUGUCAUGGUUUCCUACGUUUAUCUCGUGUUCUCCCAACCUCCUGCAUGUUUACAUCAGGCUAUGUAAACACGGAAACCAUUUUACAUUUCUUCAGUAGUAACUGAUUCAGUGAACACGAUAUUUUUAUGUGCACAUCGAAAUAGGUCUGCAAGGUAUACAUGAGCUGAACUAGACCAUUUUGAGUUCAAGUAAAUUUUAGAUAAAGAAAGAAGCAGUUUAAAAGAUAGUUGUAAAUUGUUGUAUUGCUGAUAUCUUGUAUUGAGUACUUCAAGAUAGUGAUUAACAUUCAGUAUAAAGGUGGGGGAAAAUAAAACAGAUAACAUAUGCUCAAAUGAUAGAAACUGAUAGGAAAAAAAUUUUAUUCAUAAUUUCAGUAAAAAAAUUUGUUGGGGUCAUUACUAUUGUUAAUGACAUACCUUAUUUCUAGAUAUACAAAUGUGCGUUUGCAAUAAAAUCUAUGUAAUAUUUAUUGUAUUAAAUUCAUUUCCUUUUAGGAUACCGGAUAUUCAAGUUUAUGCUUUUCUUAGCUGGUUUCCUAACAGGAUUUUUCUUCACCUAUAUGUUAUGCUCUGGAUAUCUCACGGAACAUCUAUCUGGGAAAUCUCUGGAGCACAAAGAUCAGGUAUGGUAUUCCUUCAGUUAAAACUCUAGUAGCAAUGAUUCUUUAAGAGUAAUUAUUACUAUUGUCUAUAAAUUCAGUCUUGCUAGAGGCAGCUUGAAUUUGGUCAGCUUCACUAGUAGGAGAAGAGCUGAAGGGGAACAGCAACCCCUCCCAUCAGAACUUUGGGGUUUUUUACUACUUGUUUGAGACCAAUUUCUCCCAGCAACAGGAUAACAUUUUACCCCUCAACUUGAAGUAAUUUUUAGUUACUCACCUUAAAAUAUUUCUAAGCUCUAGUGUAACACAAAAACAUUCUGUAUUAACUGAACUAAAGUUUUAAGACCAUUCCAACAUAAAUUCCUUGAUCUACACUGGGCUUGUCUGAUGGUUGAAGGGUAAUGGUAUUUGAAUCAAAAGGGCUGGGUGUGAGGUGCAGCCAGGGUCACUGAAUUGUGUGCUAGGGCAAGACACUUUGCUCUGAGAAUGCAUCUCUUCAUCCAGGAGUAUGAAUGUUUGGUACGAGUGAACAAAGGUAAACUGAAAAAUUAUGGAGGUACCUUACAACUAGCACCCUACCCUGGGGAAGCAAUAAAUAUCCUAUUCCCUUCAUGUUGUGAAACUGGUAUGAGUUCUAGUAGUGUGAGCAAAUUUUCUUCUCCAGAGACUCCAUCUCUAUUAACCUUAAAAGAGAGAGGGCAGAGCAUAAUUAGGGUUAUUGAUUUGAAGUAAAGAAAAGACUAUUCUUUUCUGUUGAUGGUUUCAGAUAUUUCUUGGUGCUUCUGUUGGUGUUGGGAUCAUUGCAGGGCUAUUGACACUGUGUAUUUUUUAUUUGGGACUUUUUAUUCUUGGUAAGGCUCAGUUUAACUUUAACAUCAAUUUCUUAACAGGGAAGUGGAAAAUGAGCCAUUAAAAAGUGAUUAUUAUAAUCUACUUUGUUAUGUCCUUCCACUCCUAGCAUGCUUAGAAGGAAAUAUUAACUUGAUAUAUUUUUUAAUGGGGGAUUUUCACUUGAUGAUGGCCAUUUUAUGGCUAAUUUGAAUUUGGCUAUGCUCAUGAGGGUGUAAAGGCUUGGUUCAAACAAACCCUUUAAAAACUGAAUUCAUUUAUUCGUUUCUCAGCAAAACUUCAAAUGAACAAACUUUUAUCACAAAGAUGUCAACCAAUGAAAUGUGCACAGGUUCAUUACUACUCACAAUAAAGUGGCAGAUCCAGACCUUGAGUUAUAUACACAGUAUGGGGUCCCUUUCAAAAAUAAAUCAGCCAAGAAAGAUUCUCAGUGAAAAGGUUUUAGGUCUAAAUUUAGGGGAGGACCCUCUCCUAGAUUGCCACUUUAUUGUAAUGCAAUGCAUUUUGCUCAGUUGCAUGCGACACUUUACUACCCUAUCAUAUUGUCAUGUUUCAAAUGUAACAGUUUUUUUUACAUUUUUAUAUUUCCUUUGUUGUAUUUGACUUUUAUUGUUAACACUUUCUCUCUACUUGAUUGUAUUAGGUGCAACCAUGGGAUGGUUUGUGGGCAUGGUUUGUCUGCCACUUCUCUAUAAACAUUCAGAAUACCUGUCUGAACACACCUGGCUGCCUUACAUUGUUCUUUGUGCUUUUGCCAUUGUGGGAGGAGUCCUUAUUCUCUGCAUACAGAGGGUAUACAAAAGUUGCAUUGAUUAAUUUUUUCUUUUGGUGUACGAGCACUACCCUGUAUACAAAGCUAACAACAGACAGCAAAUAGAAUUGGGGAAAAAGAUGGAGUAGUCCAUGGCCAUGACUAUGCAUGGUUAUUAAAUCAUUUCAAAUUUGCUAUGUCAUCAACAUGACCUGACAGGGCUGUGUCCCUAUGGAAAUGCUCACAUUAAUGCUCAAUUAUUGGCUUGUUAGUUUAGUGUGGAAGGCCACUGUGACUGUAGCAACACCACACCUUCUUAGAAAAGCCUUUCGUCUCAGCUUUAUGUACACAUACUGUUACUAAAAAACUAGUUUGGAGACUCCAUUUUUGAAUAUUGAAUUACAAGCAUGGUAUGAAGAAGUAUCCUUUUGAAAGUUAAAAAAAAAAACCCUCUUUGUUGAACCUUCAGAGCUACAUCAAUUGGGUGCUGUGAAAGCUGACCUCUUCAGUUUGUGUAUGUGUUCUCUUGUUUAAGGUGGUAAUUGUAAUAGCCUCCGCAUUCCUGGGAGCUUUUGGUUGUAUUAAUGGCCUUGACUACUUUGUGGAGAACAGCAGAUCACUCUACUACUCAGUCAACAUUCUGCAUGGUGAGUGGACUGUUCAAAACUUGUCAGUGAAUCAUUUCCAAAUAAAUGUUAGGCAAUUGGGAGCAAUUGCUCACUAGAGAGAGGCCUAGAACAGUCAUGCAUCUACAGAAUAAUUCAAUUUAGGGCAAUAAUGCAUAACUUUAAAGAUGCAACUGACUUUGGGAAAUGAUCAUUAACCAUAGAAGGUCUUGAUUAACAAAUUCUCCUUGUCAGCCUCCUAUGAAAUGUAUAGAGAGCAGUAUGGAGAAUAUACAUCCAGAUGUGAGAGUGUAAAAAUUUAAUGUUAUUCUUCUGGUUUUGCAGUAUAUUUGAGAAUGACUUGCUUGGUUCAGGAGUACCCUCUUGGUGUGCCUCCCCGCAAACAGUUUCUUUUGAGAUCAGAGGACAAUAUUGUCGUCUGGUGUGGAUGAUGCCUCAUGGGGUUAAUUUGAUAAUUCUCUUUGAAUUUGUAGGCCACUUUGACAAGUCAGAUUUGCCCACUUGUUGGUACACAUGGCUGAUUUUGUGUCUUAUCCCAGUCAUGUUCAUUGGUGGAUUGGCUGUGCAGCUUGGCAUUACUGGAAAAGGCAGAGAUCAUAGAGAAGGUACCUAACAUAAGGGUAGACAGUCAGUCAGUCAGACACAGACAGACAGGCAGAUAAAUUGCAGACAAACAGACAUGCAGAAAACAUAGUAGAAAAAUCCUUGAUGGCCGAUUUCCAAUUAGUUAAGUAAGAAAGCACUGGUAACAGGUACAUGUCUUUGAAUAAAGGGGGUAAGUUUAUCAAAGAAACUGUGAAGAUACAGGAAUAAACAGACAGAUAGAGGAUCAGAAUAUCGCAUGAAUAUGUAGAUGAAUGAUGAGGAAGUCUGAAAUUGCCAAAUAAUGAUAGAAGACAAUCAAUUUUAUAAGACAAACAAGCCACAGAUGGAUAGACUGAAAGAAAGUCUUGGAAGGCAAUAAGACAGUUCAUCCCUCUUUUUCUAACAGCUUAUGGAAGACGAUCACGUGUGCACCCUUAUGGCACUCCCAUGACAAAUCAUGCUGACCAGGUAAAUAUGUAUCAUGAUUCAUAAUUGAAACAUAAGCAAAAUGAUUGUGUUGAAUAUCCUGCCUUGAUAAAUAGUUGGAAUUUUUUGAUUAAUAUCUGACUUGAAAGAAUACAUUUUCAAAGGGGUCUCAAUCAUACCCAAUACCUUUGUGCAGUUUUUUUUUAUUAUACCUGGUCAUACAUGGCAUAUAUUUUUUUUGUGUGUAAAACGUCUAAUAUGCUAAUUGGAAUUAGUAAGUUGAUCUUGCACGAAACAAAUUUGUAGAAUUUUACCAGUUUUGCUUCUGAUUCAUAUCAAUGAUGUAUGUUUUGGAAAACAGGACCAGCUGCACUUCUUCUUUGUUGGUUUUAUCUAGACUCGUACUCAGUGAAAUAGCUACUUUCAAUUGGUAACACAACAUGCUCUUAACUAGAUGCCCCUGACAUUAAAUUUUAAUUUGGCAUUAUUGUUGAGAUGCUCUUCAGUUAAUUUUAAUCACUAGUGCAGGUCAACUCCCAUACAUACCCUGUUUUUACACCUUGUUUAGGUUUAGGUGUCUAAAUUUUUGUGUAUGAAUAUAUUACACUGGCAAUUCCUCUGAAGAUACUCCCUGUUACACAGUCAUAGUCACAAGUAAUCAUUAACUAAGGAAUUUGACUUUUAACUCUUUCAUUUUCAGGAGUGACGAAAGGAAUUUCUUCUUUCAAUUUGAAUGUAUUUCAAUGUCAACAAAUUCCAAUUUCAAUUCAAAUCAAUUCAACACCAAUUUCUCAACAGUUAAAUAAAUAGAAAUGUAUAGAAAAUUGUGAAGAGAAUUGACAUUUAGAUAUUGCAAGUGAGUGGGUUGAGAACAAGGUAAGAUCUUUUAGCAGAUAUCUUUUUGGUAUCAUUAGUUUAAACUAAUUUUGAUUUUGUCUUUCCUAGCAACCUAUCAUAGAUGAUGUUGACUAGAAGUCUUAUUCAGGAGGAACUCACCCAUUCAGAAUGAGUGUUGUAGUAUCACUGAAUGAUAUUUUUAAUGCAUUUGUUAACUUUGAGAGAAAAUUUUAUGUUUAUAACUUAGUACACACUUUUUUUGCAUUCAAAAAUAGUUCUGUGAACAGUUCUACUUAAGGUUUUUAGUCUGAGAACAUACUUAGAUUUUUUAUCUGUCAGGUCGAUGCAUAAGGUAUAUGGAAAAAGGGUACAAGAAACUGAAAAAAGAGAGUGAUCAUGAAAACUGUCUGAUAGUAAUCUGGAAGGAGAUUAAUGGAGCUGUUUCUUCUUUUUUUUUUUUUUGAGUUUCAUUGAUAUUUGUACAUGUUACAGUUUAAAAAAAAUGCUCACUUUUUU